This is a messenger RNA of Cimex lectularius (bed bug), 2088 nucleotides long. Its product is annotated as DNA ligase 1-like. The transcript is spliced from 10 exons. The record is from RefSeq and is a predicted model, not a curated record. NCBI's taxonomy places the organism in Eukaryota, Metazoa, Arthropoda, Insecta, Hemiptera, Cimicidae. The coding region runs from base 98 to 1888 and encodes 596 amino acids.
CAAAAAGGUAUAACAGAAAGACUCGAGUAAUCAGCUGGCUAUUUUAUAAAAUUAUAUUGGACACAUUAGUUUGUUAUACAGGAAAUGAGCAGAUUUGAUGUUGAGCUACGUCCAGAAUUUGUUUUCCAAGAGCCGCAGCUGCGAGGCAUCUUGGACCGGCUGUCUUCUCGACUCUUUCACUGAGGAUUAUGACUUGAACAAGUUUCUGUCAUUGUUGAGAGAUACAUAUGCUGCAUACUUUUUACCAGUAUGCUUACAAAUUAUUCUCGUUGUGAGCUACAUAAUUUAUGCUGAGGUAAAAUUACGGAAUUUGGGGAAAAAUGUUUAUAAACUUUAUGGUGAACUUCAAGAAUUCCAAACUAAUUUCUGGCAGUGGAACUGUCGCAAGAAAGAAACUAUGGAUAGAGGAUGUAACACAAGCGGAUCUGGAAAACAUGCUAAGAACACAUCAAAGAAAAAUAAAAAAAAACUUACAGAUAAUAAAGUUCUGAGUCGGCAAGACUCUAAGCUUUGUCUUCAAUUGGAUCCAAAACCUACAAAUCUCACUUUGGAUGAGUCACAAACGAAAGAAUUAAGAAAAAAGAAGGACGAUUCCAUCACAGGCUUCCCUGGCAUGGUAACCAGUAAUGAUGUUGAUAUCUUGAUUAUACCAAAAAAUUACAAACCGAUAACUGAAAGAUUGACAAAGCUGUACAGUGUAUUAAAUUCUAAUGAUACACUAGACUUGGACGUACCUUUGAGUACAUUGGACAAUAAAGACAUUCCAAGAUCAUACAACCAAGUGGACAUCGUUGUUCAAUGUUUAAAGCUUGUAAGUUUAAGAAGAAACAAAACCCAUGUUGAAAAACCAGAAAUGAAAAAUGAUACGCAUAAUUUUGGCGGACAAAAAGCCAAGCCUGAUCACAGAACACAACCACGCCUGUCAGAAGAAUUAGUACCGAACAACGCCAAAGUCUUGAACUUAAGACAAAAGGAGAAAGAAAAGAGGUGGCUCAGGUUGGUGGAAUUGCACGAAAAGAAAAAAAGGGAAAGGGAGAGAAAGGAAAAAGAGAUGGCUGAAAAGAAGAUAAAAGAAGUCGAAGCGAAGAAACAACAAGAGGAAAAACUGAGGCGGAAAAGGCUUCUCCAGAUUGCUAAAUUGCGAGCCAAGAACAAAAUAAUGCGACAAUCUACGUUGCAGAGUAUCAAGUUAGAGACUUGGCCAUCUUUCACCACACUUGAACCAGAAGUGACAAAUAAUAAAACUAAUGAAACUAAAUUGAAACGACCAGACAAGACUGUGCUCAUAAAACAACCACAAAUAACUGAAACAAUAAAAGAAGAGAAUAAACCAUUAGAACCAAAGGUGUCAAAGGUCAAAUCUGACUCUACUUUAGUAACAACAUUUUCAUUACAAGGAAGUUUAAGACAAGAGUGUCUGAAAGUUAUCAAGAAAAUGAAUUAUGAAAAUCAACUGGAAAAAGAACUUAAGAGUGAUGAAUUAACUCGUGCUGCAACACCUAAAAAUCAAUCUGAUCAAUGCAACAGUGACAUUUCAGAGAAGCAAAUUUCUUCAGUGAAUUCCUCUAAAAUAGUUUCACACAACAAUCUGAAAAGUUUGUGGAUAAGAGAAAGGAAGCACAAACUUGUAGAACAAGGGUUCUACAAGAAGUUUGAUUCUGAGAUCUGCACCACCAAGCAUGAGCAGUUUUUACAGAGUCAUGCAACAGAACACAAUGCUGAAUUGAAAAUGAAAAAGUGUCGAAAAUCGAGUACAGGGCCAAAAUUGAAUCAUGCAGCACGCCUCAGGCUGCAAAAUAUCAGUUUACCCGGAUCCCCAAGGGCAGAGGACAAAGACAGUAUGAAAUCCUUCUCUGCUCCGACGACGCCUCGAAGGUUCUUCAAUUAAAUAGCAGAGUAAAAUAAAUUUUUAUGCUAAUUGAUUAUAAGAGGAAAUUAUUUAGCCCAGCUUAAGACACAUCUCCGUUUUUUGUUUUGUUUCGUGCGAAGAUGCAAACUGCACAUUUAUAAUUCCUGUUUAAUCAAUAAGGGGUUGAUCUUCAAAGUCAAACUACGAAUUAUUAAACAAUAAAAAUCUUUUUGAAUUGA